Molecule: messenger RNA, 10164 nt
Organism: Gryllus bimaculatus (two-spotted cricket)
Lineage: Eukaryota; Metazoa; Arthropoda; Insecta; Orthoptera; Gryllidae
Source: the annotation of a GenBank genome assembly
AUGGCAGGCGAGCGCAGGCCCAAGCGGCUGCUGCCCGAGGGCAUGUACGGGCUGGCGGAGCUGUGGCGCGCGCUGGAGGCCGAGUCGGCGCGCGCGCCCGAGCACGAGCUGCGCGCGCGCGUGGCGCGGCUGGAGGCGGCCCGGCUGGCGGCCGAGCGGCGCGUGGCGCGCCUGGAGGCCCCCGACGCUGCCAACCCGUCGCGCCUCCACGCCCUGGAGGACCGGCUGGCGCGCGUGGAGCAGCGCGACUCGCGAGCCACCAACGCGGACGCCAGCGCGGAACAGGCGUGCCGCAAGGUAUCAAUGCGGGGAGAAAGUGGCGCGGCUCCCAGUGGCCACAUCACGUCCCAAUCUUCCUCCAGCUUGCGUUCAGCGUCGCUGCGUUUGAGUGUGCUGGAGGACUUUCUGAUGAAGCGGGAUCCCAACUUCCUCCAGCCGGCGUCUAGCCCAGACCUGCCCGCCCUCCAUCAACCACCGAUGGAGGAGAAGACAAAGAAGACGGAGAAGACAAAGGAGGAGAGCACGACCGCCUCGCUGCACGGGCCAGACCUCGAAUCGGGGCCUCAGAAGAUCCGAGUGGAAGACGCCCGCAGCGCCCGGAUGAUGCCCGAAACGACGACGCGAAACCCCGCGGACGCAGGGAGGCAACCGAGCCCUGCUAGGCCAAUCGUAUCGUCGGCUUCUGUGUUCGGGACCGCGCUCUUUCCGGGUGAGAUCUCGCCAAGGGGUAAAUCCAAGUUGGGACCGGGAACGGGGGAAGAGCGGAAACUUGCGGAGGGUUCGCUUUCCGAGAAGAACGAGCAGGAACGGCUGCAGAAACGUCUGGUGCAAGACGGCGACUCGAGGUUGGUGGUGCACCAGGAUGCAAAGUUUGAAGUUGGUGAGGGAGUGGAACGGUCUGAAGAACGAAAUGGUGAAUCAAACAAUGUGAGUGUCGGCCGUCCGAAUGAAAGAUAUAGCCAAGAAGGUAGUGUCUUGUCUCUAUAUAGCAGGCAACGCAGGGAAAACAACGCACCAACGACGAUGGGAGGGUUACAAACCAGAGAAGAAGAUGUUUCCUUGCCCAGGGAAAACGUAAAUGAAGUACCGUUACAUGAGCCGGAGACAUCAUACGAGACUGGGUUUUCUGCCAGGCGCGAAACUGUUGACACGAUAACGCUGUUGAAGGAGAGGACGCAAGAUCUCGUAGAGAGCCUCCUCAGACAACAGAAGUUGAGCAUGCGUUUCAAUCGUGUUGAUGAGGCUCUGAAAAAGAUGGAGUCGAUGUCGAUUCAGUUUUCGAGUACGCCGGUGUCAAGCAUAGGACGUCUGGAGAACAGUAAUGAAACAGACGCCGAAAAUGAGAAAGAAACUUCUUCAGAGUCGAUGAGAGAAUUAGAUACCAAUUUCGUAUCGCCAGCGUCGUCUCCGGCCACGUUGUCUAAGAAUUCGUUGUCUACUAAAGAUGAUACUGCGUCGUCGACAACUUCUGAGUCUUGCAAAAAGGCUGAUUCUUCUCAACGUGUGUUAUCGAACAAUGAUCUUUCUCCGAAAAAGACCUCUUCUACCUCCAACACCGAAGAAUCAACAUCGGACGAACAAAAGACUGAGAACGAUAUUUCUGACGAUGGCGAAAAAAAUAAAUUAAUACAGGAAACAAUUGCCUCCAAAGAAACGUUGAAAAUCAACUCUUCCUCCUCUAGUACAGAAGAUUCUCUAUCAGACGAACGAAUAUCUGACGACAGUCGUUCUGGUGGUAGCGAAAAAAAUAAAUUGAGUCAGGAGACAACUACCUCCGAGGACAUACCGAAAAUGAAAUCUUCUUCCUCCGUAUCUGAAAAAUCUGAAUUAUGCAACCAGAGGUCGGAGAGCAGUCGUUCUGGCGAUGGUGAACAGAAUACAUUAGGUCAGAAGACAUCAAUUUCCAAGGACAUACCGAAAAGAAAAUCUUCUUCCUCUGUCUCCGAAGAAUCUACAUUAGAAGAAGGAAGGUCUAAGAACAGUCAAACUAGUGAUGGCGAAAAAAAUAAUAAACGGAGUCAAGAAACCACGAUUUCCACACGUUCACUUGAAGAGUUAAAGAGGGGAUUGCAGUACUAUAAAGGAACAGAAAUGUCCAUAGAAAUACAAACUAGCUUUUUGACUUAUGAUUCUCGUUCUUGUUCGUCAUACGAAACCACGUCGUCCUCUGAAUCAUCACUAUCUCCAUGUAAAUAUUUUUAUGAAUGUAGAGAGUAUUUUCCAAGAGAUAAUUUGGAGGAAAACGAGUAUGCAUUCUCCAAAUCUGCUAAAAAUUCUACAAAGGCAGCAGAGGCUAUCUGGAACUCUAGAAAAGAAGCGGAAAAUGAUUCUACGAAAAAACAAACAGUAACUCGUAAAUCUCAAGCAUCAAACACUUGUGAAUAUGAAAAGGUAAACGGUAAAUUGCGGACGUUUGAUGCCCGAUUCAGUGAUACCUCCACUUCAAUUCAGCGCUCAGUUGGAACCGCAAUGGAAGAUGAUUCUUCUUCCUACACCCAAUGUCUAAUCUCGGGCCAGUCGGUGGCACUUCACUCGUGGACGUAUUCAACUCAAGAUGACCAACCUACGACCGACGAAGGGUUAUCCUACCAAGACGUGGGCAUUCAAGCCCGUCUCUUGGAGGAACUUGAAGAAGAGGCUUGCGACCGAGAGACUCAGACCAGCCGCUCGCCGGACGAUUUUCACAAAGAAACGCGAAAAUCGAAUUCGGCUGAAGUGUCUCGCAGCGAGCAGAAACGCGUGAUCUCAAUCUCCAACCUCUCACCAGCGUUUAUGGUGGAAUCACCGCAGAGUCUCUCUGAUUUUGUACUCAGCGCCCUGCCCAAUGUUCCGGCGACGCAGAAGUUGACGUACAACAAGGGAACUUGCGUUCGGUAUCAUCUCGCGGUCAACCGCUCCGCAGCAACGGAUCCCCACGAAGGACGAGAAGAAAUGUCCACUCAGACCGUGGAGAAAGCCAGGCUUUCGAAGGAUGCCAAGAAGCAUCGCACCCACGACGUCGUGACAAAAGAAAAGACGCAGAGAAAGACUACAACGGGAAGACGACACUCCCUGACAUUUAGCAACACCUCAUCGGAGGGAGGCUCGUUCACGGAAUCUCCGCAACGAAGGCACGAGGUGAACCGAAUCGCGAACCGACUCCGAAUCAGAACCGACUCCGCGACCGAUUCCGUUCAACGAACCGGUUCGAGCCGACCCGUAACUGAAGGAGGUCGACAGACAUCGGUUGAAACUGCCGGAAAAGCUCUUGAAGUAUUAAGAGCACAGCAGAAUGACGCGUCAGGGCCUGGAGCAGUUCACAAUCUCGCAACGAGUUCGAUUCCGGAUCUCCGCAUCAAGUUUCAGAAGGAUAUUCCCGCACGGGUUUCCGCUCUUGCAGCUGGCCGAGGGAUGGAUACUCGGAGAAAAGAAGUAAACGAAGAGGGUGCUCGGAAUUGUGUAAAGACGACGAGGCGGCGAGACGACACGUCCCCGCGUCGCCUGAGCGUGUCGUUCUCGCCUGCGCCGAUGGCGACGUCGGCCUCCAUGGCAGAGUCCGCUUCCGCGCGCCUCGCCACGGCCUUCUCCUACCGGGCGGCGUGCGCCCCGCGCCCGGCGCCGCCGCCACUGAGGCGGCGCGCGGACCAAGUGGCGUGCGGGGCCAGGGGGACGUCCCCUCACCCCAUAGGCGACGCGGCGCACGCCUCCCCGACGCCCCACCCCGCCGCCGUGGCGCCGCCCGCGGCCGGGGGCGAGUCGUCGCGGCUGCCGCUGCAGGCGCGUCUGUCGCGCGUGUGCGAGACGCUAGAAGGCGCGGGCGCGGGCGUGGUGGAGCCCGGCGACGCGAGCGCGCCGGUGGUGGUCGUCGGCGCGAGCAAGAAGCAGCGGGGCUCGGGCGCGGAGACGGUGAUGGUGCUGCCGGGCGGGAAAGCGGUGCCGAUGUGGGCGGACCCGGAAAGCCCCAUACCGUACACCGUCAUCGCGUAUCCGAUGGCGAGAGGGGCGGGCGGGCAAAAACCUCAGCAGCAGCAGCAGCAGCAGCAACGUAGAAGGUCCGAUCAGAGCAGGGAGAGCGCGGAACGCCGGAGAAGCGCAGAUGAACAGCAACUGAGCCAACAGCUGCAGCAACAGCAACGUCGUAGAAGCUCCGAUCCGAGCAGGGAGGAAGAAGUGUGCCGUACCGGCAAAGACGAACAGCCUCUGCGCCAACAGCCGCAGACACAGCAACAACGUAGAAUCUCUGAUCCAGGCACGGAGGGCACGGAACGCCGAACCAGUAGGGACGAACAGCAACUACGCCAUCACGUACAGCAACAACAACAACAACGUAGAAGCUCUGAUCCGCUCAGGGAGGGCACAGAACGCCGUACUGCUAAGGAGGACACGCGCCUGCAGCAACAGCAGCAGAAACAGCAACAGCAACAUCGCCGAAACUCUGAGCAAAGCGCGCACGGCUCCGAACCCCGCCCCAGCAAGGAGGAACAACAUCAGCAGCGUCUGCAGACACAUCAACAACGCAGAAGCUCCUGGCAGAGCUCGCACGGCACGGAACGGCGUCCCAGCAAAGAGGAGGAACAACACAGACGAAGGAGUACUCCACCGACAGGCCACCUGGUCGAUGCGAAUCAAGCAAGGGGUGGCCGCAGGCUUUCGGAUAACCAAAGGAAUAUUGCGCUCCAGAAGGACGCCGACAUGGCGCAGCAGCGGGUCCAGCAUGCCGCCCGACCUCCCUAUCCAGACCAGCAGCUGAAUGACGCUCGGCCAAGCCAAGCACCUUUCCGCGACGAAAGAGACUCAUCACAGCUUCCGGUCGUUUCGUCUGAAGACACGGAGGUGCUCGUCCAGGUUGUCGAUGUCGAGUCUGGCCACAAAUUCAAAAAGGACGUUCAAAGAGCCCCCAAGGGAUCUGAAGGUGCGCAGAAGCCCAGAAGUAAGUCACAGCUCAAUCGAGAAACAAAUCAGCAAAACCAUGAAGGAUCUCCUCAGAGCAAUGUGCUCUCUGAUCAACCUAGUGUUAGCGGAGUACGUAGGCUCACGAAGGAUAUUCAAGACGUGUUUUACAAAGGGGUGGAAAGUCUUCAGAAAGUACAGAACAGAAUCUCCCAAAGUAAGGACAGAGUUAAUAGAGACGAUGUGAUGAAGGAGCAAAGUAGUGGUAAACGCGAAAUAGAUACGGGUCCCCGUGAUGUAAUGCAAAAUAUUUGGAAACCCUCUGAAACAGCACAGAGUGUGUACCACACUGAAACAGAUAGUGUUGAAACUACAGCAGGAAGAGUUUUCCGGAACCCCGAAGAGUUACAGAGAACUGGUAUUCAUCCACAGGACUCUGCAGGACCUGCUAAUGACCAGAAAUCUUUACAGGGAACAGAGAAAAAUGAAAGUUCGGAAAAGGGUAGUGCGAUUAAGAAGGGGUUUCGAAGGCUCUCGCAAAAUAUACAGGACGCAUUUCACAAAAGUAAGGAAAAUUUACACAGAGUAGGUAGUAGAACACGUCAGAGUAAGGACAGGAUUCCUCAUGAGAAUGAGGAUGGAAUGAGAGGUCAGACGAGCGGUGAGCGAGGAACGAAUAGAGAAUUUCAAGAAUUCGGGCAGGAUAUUUGGAAACGUCCUGAUACGGAGUUACGUGUGUACCAGGCAGAAACAGGCGGUGCCGAAAAUGCGGCGGAAAGAGCUUUUCGGAAUCCCGAAGUGCGGCAGACAAGUGAGGUUAAUCAACAGGACGUUUCAGGACAAGAACCCCAAAUUGACCAGGCAUCUCUACAGGGAACAGAUAAUACCACGAUUUCAGAAAAGGGUAGUGCGUUUAAGAGGGGGUUUCGAAGACUUUCACAUAAUAUAAAGGAUGCUUUUCACAAGAGCAUGGAAAAUUUACACAGAAUCGGAAGUAGAACACAUCAGAGUAAGGAAAGAAUUUCGAACGUGAAUGAGGAUGCAAUUAGCAGACAGACAACCGAUGAACGAGACAGGAAUAGAGGAUUACAAGAUACAGUGCAAGAUAUUUGGAAACGUCCUGAUACAGUUCAACGUGUGUACCAGACAGAACCAGAUAAUGUAGCAACAACAGCGGCAAGAGUUUUUCGGGAUCCCGAAGCGCGACAGACAACGGAGCCUGGUGAACAGAGCUCCUCAGGUCAAGUAUCCGAAUUUGACCAAGAAUCUCUUCAGACAAGAGAUAAUGGGACAAGUUCUGGAAAAGGUAGUGCGAUUAAAAGGGGGUUCCGAAGACUCUCGCAGAGUAUACAGAAUUCAUUUCAUAAGAGCAUGGAAAACCUACGCAGGUUGGGAAGUAGAACACAUCACAGUAAGGAACGAAUUAGUAACGAGAAUGAGGAUGAAUUGAGCAGACAGACAACCGAUGAAACAGAAAGGAAUAGAGGAUUAGAAGACACAGUGCAAGAUAUUUGGAAACGUCCUGAUACAGUUCAACGUGUGUACCUGACAGAACCCGAUAAUGUAGCAACAACAGCGGCAAGAGUUUUUCGGGAUACCGAAGCGCGACAGACAACGGAGCCUAGUGAACAGGGCUCCUCAGGACAAGUAUCCGAAUUUGACCAAGAAUCUCUUCAGACAAGAGAUAAUGGGACAAGUUCUGGAAAAGGUAGUGCGAUUAAAAGGGGGUUUCAAAGACUCUCGCAAAGUAUACAGGAUUCAUUUCAUAAGAGCAUGGAAAACCUACGCAGAUUGGGAAGUAAAACACAUCACAGUAAGGAACGAAUUAGUAACGACAAUGAGGAUGAAUUGAGCAGACAGACAACCGAUGAAAAAGAAAGCAAUAGAGGAUUAGAAGACACAGUGCAAGAUAUUUGGAAACGUCCUGACACAGUGCAACGCGUUUCCCAGACGGAAACGGACAGUGCCAACAAGACGGCAGGAAGAGUUUUUCAGAUCCCGGAAACGCGACGCCCAAGUGAGUUUUAUCCACAAGGUUCUGUAGACCAAGUACCCCAAAAUGAGCAGGAGUCUCUACAGAGAAUAGAUAGUAUCACAAAUUUGGAAAAGGGUAAUGCUAUUAAGAGAGGGUUUCAAAGAUUCUCACAUAGUAUUAAGGACGCAUUUCAAAAGAGCGUGGAAAACUUACACAGAGUCGGAAGUAAAAUGCAUCCCAGUAAGGAAAGAAUUAGUAACGAGAAUGAGGAUGAGCUGAAACAGACGUCCGAUGAACGGGACACUACUAGAGAAUUACAAGAUACAGUGCAAGAUAUUUGGAAACGCCCUGAUGCGGUGCAGCGUGUGUACCAAACGGGAACAGACAGUGCCGAAAAGACAGCAGAAAUAGUUUUUCGGAACCCCGAAGCACGUCAGACAAAUAACUUUGAAGGUCGAGAGCCAGUGGAAGGUCCCUCACAAGACGCAAUAAACGUUGAUCAAACACCAAGACCCCAAGAAAGCACAAGAGGAGAAAAAAUCAAAGAAGGUUUCAGAAGAUUCUCACAUGGAGUUCAACAAGCAUUUCACAAAAGCGCAGAAAACUUACGACGAAUCGGGAGCAAAAGUAGUCACGAUCAAGACGAAGGUAUGCAAGAAAAUGAGGUGACGUCACAGCGAGGGGAAGAUGACAGGAAUGUGCCGAGUUUUGAUCACACAACCGACGAGGAGGGUGUAGAAACUGGUUCUAAAUUCAAAAGGGGGAUGCGAAGAUUAUCGACGCAAAUAAAAGACGCUUUUCACAAGAGCAUGGAGAACCUGCGUAAGAUCGGAAGUAAAACUCACCACAGCCGAGAAGGAAGCGAAAGAGGUAAUGAAUCUAAAACCAACUUGCAAUGGAGCGAUGACGAUGAGUUGCAAAGCCGAACAAAUGACUUCGAGCGUCCGGACAUGUUUUCAAUUGUGUUUGAUAGAGCCAUGCGCGUCGCGGAUAAAGAAUCUGAAGAGCGGCUAAAAUCCCAGAGAAUGAAUAUGUCGACAUUGCCACCCGCGGAAACUUGGGUGCCAGAACCUGUCGAUAAAAGGGAAUCGCAUAGUCGUUCCGGAGAUGGGAUCAAGCAGGAUACAGUUGGCAAUAUCUUUGAUGACGUCCAUAGCCCGGAGAGAGACCACGGGAUCGCAGAUUUGCCUGAGCGUGACCCAUACGACGUUCCGAUGAGAUUGCAGGAACCCGAAACUGCGGAAAGAUUUGUUCCCGUAGAACGAUCGCAGAGAAGAUCUCGAGAUGCUAACAUUGAUGAGUCGGCAUUUCCAGUUACAAACGGUUCGCACCCGACAAAUUACGUAGAAAGAGAAUCUCAGAAAAUUCCCAAGGCCGGGAUAGUGCAGAAUAUAUUCCAUAAGUCAUUUGAAGAUGUCCAAACACCAGAGACACACCAUGAACCACCUGAGCACGACCUAUACGAAACUCGUAUGAGAUUUCCGGAAGCGGAAACUGCGGGAACAUUUGAUCGUGACGAAAGAACACAGAGGAGAUCUCUAGAUCCGAGCAUGAAUGGGUUGGCAUUGCCACCUACAGUCAGUUCGGAACCAACAGGAUUCGUUAAAAGAGAGUUUCAGGGGAGUUCCAGCGACGAUGUUCCACAGGAUACAUUCAGCAACUCAUUUGAAGAUGUCCACAGUUCCGAAAGGCGACACAGCAUUGUUCCUGACCCAUACGAUGCUCCGAUAAGAUUGCGGGAACCCGAAACAUUCGCUCGUGACAAAAGAUCACAGACGAGACCACAAGAUCAGUACUCACAACGGAUUUGGAGUGUCCCCAGGGAACCUCAGAAAGUCUACCCAAUGACAGGGAACGACAUCCCCGAGACCGCGGCAAGAGUCUUCUCCGGCCCUGAAGCUGUAGAAACAAGUCCGGAAGUAUUUGAAGGCGAUGCGGAAGCCGAGCCGGUUCUGCAGGCUAACGAUGUUAAUGAAAACGAACUUCAAAAUAUCGAGGAGAACAUGGAAAGUUUACAGAAGGAUGAAGAAGUUUCUCAGCCCAGCGUGGCACAGGAUGAGGAAAAACCUAGCGAUGAAAAACAAGAGGAAGAGAAAAACAUUCUAGAAGAGGCGAAAGCAACUGAAGGAACUGAAGGGGAGGGCGAACCUGAGAUGCAAACUGAAAAACGUUCGUUGACCACUAAAUCCGAUAAGAGCGGGCCUCCAGCAAGGUUGUCCAAGGAUGGGAACGUUCGGAAGUCAUCAGUCGGAAGUAAACAGCGAGCAGACAAACCGCAGAGCUCGGGGGAAACGGAUUCGGUCACGCCGACAACCAAAAGCGCCCAGAGUGCCAUGCAGCUGUACCUGCAGAACGUGAAGCGAGCCGCGCACGAGCUGCGCAAGGAGGUGGAGGAGCGCGCCAUCCGCACGGUGCAGGACAUCCGGCGCCGCGCUUCCGGCGAGAAGGUGAGCGCCAGCGCGCAGACGGACGUGUCCGUUCCGGUCGACCAGGCGACGGCCCCGGCGGCGGUUCCGGCUCAAGCGGCCACUGAGCCUCCGCGAGGGUCGAUCCUCCAGGCGGCGGCCGCGACGCCGCCGCCGUUCGGCCCCGGGGCGCUGUGCCCUGGCGAGAAGCCGCUGUCGGUCGGGUGCAGCUGCCCGCCGACGAGCGUGUGUCGGCAACCCGUGCUCGGCAGCGGCGUGCCGCCGGGCGUCGGGGCGAUGUUGACCGAAUGGAGCGGCGCGGCGGGGUGGGGAAUGGCGGCCGGGAUGUGGGGUGCCACCGGUCUCUACGGCGCGAAUCCUAUGACUUUCAACGCCCCGUUUUCCCCCGUGCAGCCGUCGCCGCCGCCGCCGCCUCCGCCGCCCUUGCCGCCGACGUUCAAGCGCGCUUCCGACACGAAGAAGUCGCCAAGAACUCCCAAGCCGUUGCGCAACCCGCGCUCCCGCGCGAAAGACUGGCAGUUCGAAACGACCGACGCGUGCGUCCCGGACUUGCCGGCCAAGGGCUACCCGUUCGUGCUGUUCCCGCCGUCUCUGCCGCCGUACGUGUCGGUGCUGACCGACUCGCAAGCCGCGCCGGGCGUCGUCCCCUACGCUUCGAACGCUCGCGGGCGGCCGCGGUCGCUGGGGGCGCGCGGCUGCGCGGUUCGAGAGCUGCGCGCCGGCAAGAUGCAGAAGCAGGCGACCGCCGGGAUCGGGACGGCCGCCGUGGCAGGCAGCGCGUGCGUCGACGCGAACUGCCUUGACGAACAGUCGCCCGUCCGGCCGAGGCGGCAGAGGCAGCGCUCGCUCCCGCGAAGCCAACCCAACCUGCGUCUGCUUCGUUCGCUCCCGUGA